UUUUGGAUCUUAGCCGCAGCCCUGUCAUGAUUGAUAUGCGGCGGCAGAUAAGAUGCAUGUGCCUGGAAUUCGGGUACAGCACUUGUCGAGGAACUUGAGGUAGGCCUGCAUCCGAAGAUUAUUAAUAAUAAGAGUGUUAGAUCGGCAGUUCCGACGGGGUAAUACUGUAGUGAGUUGUAACCCUCUUCCAGCCCCUCCUAGUAAAAAGUUGCACAUACGGUUCAGGACGUACUGCUGUUGAGAAGAGUCAAUACUCUUGAAUACUUUAGAUAUCUUGUUGUGACUUCUUCUCAUUUGAUCUAUCUUGCUGUUCAAGUAGAGACAUAAUUUCGCCAAUCAUUCCAAGCAAUAUGGCUCUCCCAGCUAGCAAUGGCAAGACGGUUCUUGUCACCGGUAUCAAUGGAUAUAUCGCCAGUGUUCUCGGACAACUCUUGCUUUCAAAAGGAUACUCUGUUCGCGGCACCACUCGACGCAAGGCGAGUUCAGAGCCUCUUCUCAAGGGGCCUUACGGACCGUACAAAGAGCGAGUCAAGAUCUAUGAAGUCCCGGAUAUGACCAUUGCAGGAGCAUUCGAUGAAGCUGCAAACGGCGUUCAUGGGAUCUUCCACACAGCAUCUCCAUUUAACUUUGCGCUCGACACCUACGAUGCAACUGUUACCCCCGCCGUCAAAGGCACCGAGACGAUUUUGAAUUCCGCCCUCAAAGCAGGCCCACAGCUGUCAUCUGUGGUCGUCACAUCCUCCCUCAUCGCAGUUAUAGACCCUGGUGCCGAACCGAACCAUGUGUUCACCGAAGCCGAAUUUGCUUCGACGGCUCUGGAGCGUGCGACCAAGGAACGUGACGAAGGGGUGAAGACGCCAGGCAAUGUUUUGUAUGCGGCGAGCAAGACUGCUGCUGACAGAUUUACGUGGAAAUUUAGAGAGCAGAACAAGCCAUCAUUUGCCAUCUCAAGCAUAAAUCCAGGGGUGGUCAUCGGCCCACCCAUCGUACUACCAGCUUCCGGAUCACAACUUAACGAGACCCUAUUGCCAAUCUACAAUCUCAUGUCCGGGGCAAUGAAGACCAUCUCACCAAACAUCGGCACUGGCUCAUUCGUGGAUGUCCGCGACGUGGCGUACAUGCAUGUCUGGGCCUAUGAAAACCCCUCCAAAGCAGACGGAGAGCGGUACAUUUCCUUUGGAGGCUUCGGGCCUGUCCAGGCAACCGCAGACGUCUUGCGUCAGAAAUACAAAGGGACCAAGAUCGCGGAGAAUAUCAUCCUUGGCAACCCGGGUGAGGGAUAUGUAGGCUAUGAUAAGGAGACGGGAGAGGUGAAAGCGGUUGAAUACCCUCCUGGAAAUAUCCGAGCCAGUGGGAAGAAAGCGGAGACCGAGAUGGGCUUGAAGUUCAUUCCGUUCAUCCAGAGUCUUGGAGAGACUGCAGAUGUAUUGGAGGCGCUGCUGUAAGAAGCGAGUUGGUCCGCGAAACGAACCGGUCCGCGAUACAGUUUGGUAGCGAUCCCCGUACAAAUUCUAUCUUGACCCAUUGCAAUCCAACCACCACUUCGACCACCAAAACUGCUCCACUAUUCGUGGUCAUCAUGUCCCAGAACCACAGUUGAUUCAGAAACCCCUUUACAGGAGCGUAUCUAACUAGCCAAAUAUUUUCUUAUAGCGAACCCGUCAGAGAAGGUCGUUACAGCCGCGCGGAUAUACAAUAUUAAUCGAAAGACCUUGAGCAACUCGAUCCACAGGGCUAAUAGAGCUCCCAAAGCCUAUGGGGCCAAAACAAGAUACUCUCGCCAGGCCAAGAACAGGCAGUUCUUUGGAGUGAACACCAAAAGUCGACACACUCAAGCGAAGUCGACGAUUAGGGGGAUACCUAUAAGUCGGACCAAAGACCUCCCACCCAUGGGUUUUAUUAGACUCGCUAGGUAGUCUGGG
Molecule: messenger RNA, 1922 nt
Organism: Amorphotheca resinae ATCC 22711
Lineage: Eukaryota; Fungi; Ascomycota; Leotiomycetes; Helotiales; Amorphothecaceae
Exons: 5
Coding region: 351-1445 (364 amino acids)
Molecular function (GO): oxidoreductase activity, acting on the CH-OH group of donors, NAD or NADP as acceptor
Source: RefSeq, a predicted model, not a curated record